AUGAGUGGUGGAAGUCUAUGUCAGUACAAACACUCCAGACUCAGCGUCUAUUGGCAAAAAAACGACAGCGUUGGCGUCGUAUUUUCCAAGACCAAGACGAUCCAAGAAGGUUCAGGACCACGUGACCCGCGUCACUUGUACGCGAAUCCUUUAAGUCCGUCGACGUGCUGGAUAACUGUCCUGCAGUCUAUCUUCCGUGUCAUCCUCGGCUGGAACCCGGAGCACAUUUUCCAGGAUCCAACCAGAAACUACGUUUUGGCAAGAUUUUAA
Molecule: messenger RNA, 270 nt
Organism: Phytophthora nicotianae INRA-310
Lineage: Eukaryota; Oomycota; Peronosporomycetes; Peronosporales; Peronosporaceae
Exons: 2
Coding region: 1-270 (89 amino acids)
Source: RefSeq, a predicted model, not a curated record